Andrographis paniculata is the source of this 1620-nucleotide messenger RNA. RefSeq names its product ethylene-responsive transcription factor RAP2-13-like. Bases 318 to 1358 code for a protein of 346 amino acids. The transcript has a single exon. NCBI's taxonomy places the organism in Eukaryota, Viridiplantae, Streptophyta, Magnoliopsida, Lamiales, Acanthaceae. Gene Ontology annotation, biological process: regulation of DNA-templated transcription. The record is from RefSeq and is a predicted model, not a curated record. Gene Ontology annotation, molecular function: DNA-binding transcription factor activity; DNA binding.
GCAAUCUGCAGUGCAGAGCAGUACUUGUCUUUCUUCUCCAAUCCCUUGUUCCUUCUGUUUUUUUCUUCUUUCUUUCUGCUUAAUUUUCUGUCUCUCUGUCUCUGUCUUUCCAAGAUCCAUAGAUUAGAUUUUAGUAGUGUAAAGAUUUUGGAUUUCUUAAUUGAAUGUUUGCUAGCCCAUCUAAUCUAGCUAGAGGGUGUGUGUUUUUUUCUCUCCCCCUCUAAUUAGAUUUGAUUAGAAAGUGCUAAUCAAUCGAUCCAGCUGGUAAUUUGCAGAUUUUGUUCUUCUUCUGCGAUCCAUUCCAUCCCAUCUUUCCCAUGGCGGCAACUUUGAACACACAGAGCUUAAACAGUAGUCAUGUUUGUGUUUUCCCACCCUCUGCUGAUCUCUUCUUCUUUUUCAGAGAGGAUCAGCAGCAGCAGCAGCAGAUGCUUCUGGAACUGGAAGCACUCUCACCUUUGAUGAACAGUGCUACUGUUUCUUCUUCCCAGCUUCACUUUCUUCCCCAAAUUUCUUCUUCUUCUUCUUCUUCUUCAUCAUUAUCAUCAUCAUCAGCGCAAUUCCAAUUUCAACGACAGCAGCAGCAGCAUCUCGAUUUCAAAUUAAUAAAUCAUGAGGAGCAGAGGACUUGGGGGUGUGUUGGGCCAAAACCUGUCCCAAUGAAGCUGCAGGGUGGGUGCAAGGGGGGAACAGUGACGACAACAAAUAAGAAGAAGAAGCUGUACAGGGGGGUGAGGCAGCGGCACUGGGGGAAAUGGGUGGCCGAAAUCAGACUGCCUAAGAACAGAACCAGGCUUUGGCUUGGGACCUUCGAAACUGCGGAGGAAGCCGCCAUGGCUUACGACAAGGCGGCCUUCAAGCUCAGAGGGGACGCCGCCAGGCUCAAUUUCCCGGACCUGAAACAAUAUUAUCUGAGCCUACAGCAGCAACAGAUCAACGAUGAUCAUCAGUUUAACAAGCAGUCCUCCUCCACCUCUGUGGAUGCCAAGCUUCAGGCCAUCUGUGAAACCUUGAGCUUGGCAGGUGAUGAUCAUCUGCAGAAACAGGAUUAUACCGGAGAAGGUGGAGUAGAUACUUGUUUUUCUAAUUCCAAGGAGGAUAACCAGCAGCAGCAGGAGGGAUUGAAGAACAAAAUUGUGAAGCAUGAUGAGUCGUCUUCGUCUUCGUCUUCUUCUGUGUCAUCAUCCUCUUCGACAUCUCCUCCAUUGGAUGAGGUAUCAUUAUCAGUAUCAGAGUCGUCAUUGGAAUCAUUAUUAUUCUCAUCAAGGUCGUCUUGUUCCAGCAGCUUGUUCGAGGAAUGGAAUGAUUUCUCAUUGCCUAAGUACCCGUCCAUUGAGAUAGAUUGGGCAGCUCUAUAAUCAUAAUCAUAAAAUCAUAAGUAUUGUAUUGUAUUUGUAUGUGUGUGAUUGAGUGGUGGUGGGUGGGUGGGGGUGGGGUUGGGGUCUGGCCUGCUGUGCUGUGCAAUGGAUUUUUUGGACAUUGGCAGAUAGCAGGUAGCUGCUACCCAUCAGCAUCAGCAUCAGCAUCAGCAUCACCUCUACCUGUGGUGUGUAUGUUGUCUUUCCUUUCCUAUAGUGGCUCACUCACUCUGUUGUUAAUACAUGCAGUUUUUAUGAAUGA